AUGUCGUGCCCCGUCGCGCACAGCAGCGCUGAUGCGCCUCCCCCCGUCCUGCCCAACGGCGCCAACGGCGUGCCCAAGGGCAUGUGCCCCGUCGCGCACACCUCUGACGGCGCCGUCCCCGAGGGCCACCCCGCCAUCGCCUCCCGCCCUUCGCUCGAGAGCACGAACAGCUCGUCCUCGGACGCCGCCAGCUCCAGCUCGGGCAUCACGACCCCGGACGAGGACGACGAGUUCGGCGACCUCGACUACUCGGCCCCCACCGCCGAGCUCCUCCGCGAGGGCACGAAGCGCGCGCACACCAAGGCCGAGAACUCUGACGGCGCCAUUGCGCUGACCCAGGGCCAGCUCGAGCUGCAGGAUCUCAAGAUUGGCCACCGACCGCAACUUGGAACACCCGGCCCGGCCGGUGACGUUCGUGGCAUGGUGGUUCAGUUCCAUGCGCUCGAGCGCGGCCUCGACGUGCACGCGCAGCACCCGGUCCUUGCGCCGACUUACAACCCGGAGCUGCUCCGCCGCGCCGACACGCUCGCGGCGGACAUCAAGUUCCUCCUGAACCGCCUGCCUGCGUGGUCGCUCAAGCCCUCCGGCCGCAAGCACGGCAUCAAGGCUCCCUUCCCGAUGCCGGCGUUCAUCGAGGAGGUCUUUGUGUCCACCCCGCCCCGCCUCACGCGCUACCUGGACCGCAUCAAUGCGCUCUCGGGCGACGAGCGCAAGUGUCCCCUUCUCCUCGCGCACGCCUAUGUCCGGUACCUCGGCGACCUGUCCGGUGGCCAGAUCAUCGGCGCCAAGCUCCGCCGCGCCUACGGCCUGGACGGUCUCGAGGGCAGGCGGUUCUACUACUUUGACCUGUCUGACGACACCUCUGCCGCCGUGACGGGCGAGGAGACCGUGGGCGAGCGCAAGAAGAAGCUCGCAGAGGUCAAGAACUGGUACCGCCGCGGCAUGAACCAGGGCGGCGGGGACGACCGCGAGCUGAAGAAGGCGCUGGUGCGCGAGGCGAACGACGCCUUUUUGCUCAACACUGAGAUAUUCGCGUUGAUCAACCCCCCGCCCCGCGCCAAGAUGCGCUACUUUGAGAAGAAGCAGAUCGAGGAACAGCGCCGCCGCGACCUGAACCCGCCCCCCGUGCUCUCGCUGACGGACCACGUGAUGCGCUUCGCCGUCUUCGUGCUCUGCGCCCUCGUAGGCCUCUACGCCGUCCAGGCCGCCCAGCCCUAUGCCGAGCCCUAUGUCAAGCCCGUCGUGGACAAGGCGACAGACUGGUUCGAAGCAAAAGUCGUCCCCUGGUGGAUCGAGAAUGAACAGCUGCUAAGGCGCAUCGCAGCGAAACAGCGCAGGUUCUUGCUAUAA
Messenger RNA from Trichosporon asahii var. asahii CBS 2479, 1350 nucleotides. Its product is annotated as heme oxygenase 2. Lineage: Eukaryota; Fungi; Basidiomycota; Tremellomycetes; Trichosporonales; Trichosporonaceae. Gene Ontology annotation, molecular function: heme oxygenase (decyclizing) activity. The record is from RefSeq and is a predicted model, not a curated record. The transcript has 3 exons. Gene Ontology annotation, biological process: heme oxidation. Bases 1 to 1350 code for a protein of 449 amino acids.